ACACGCCCCUUUUGAUGAGUUCCCUGCGCUACGCGACGCGUGUUCGCGCUUGUCUUCUGUUCUGCUGCAGAGAGUGGCGCUCGUGACGUCAUCCUGCUGGAGCGGCGGCUGCUGGGCACGGGCGGAAAAUGGGCACAGAUCUGCGAGAACAAAAGGUUUUGACCCUGAGGAAGUGCCAGAAAGAGGCCUGACAGCAGCAGUCAAGACCUUACUAAACUAAUUGAAGAACUUGUGACUCAGGAGGAGCAUGUGUGAUGACCCCCUGUUCCUUGCUCAGCCUUUAGCAAUCCCAGCGGAUCUGAGAUGAGUGUUCCUCUGUGGUGCCCGGCCGCUGUCCCUGCUUGCUCUUGGCAUCGCUUGGUGGCGUGAGCAGAUUGCUCCAUCGUGGCAGCCACGGGAGCGUGGAAUGGCCUCUUUGGACCUGCCGUACCGUUGUCCUCGCUGUGGGGAACACAAGCGCUUUCGAAGUCUGUCCUCUCUACGCGCCCAUCUGGAGUACAACCACACCUACGAGACCCUGUAUGUGCUGUCGAAGUCCAACAGCGUAUGCGACGCUGCUGCGCUGCUCCCCCUAGUGGCCGACGGAGCCCUCGCUGCCGAAUCUCGUUUUCCGUACCGUGAGUUGCCCUGUUCUGGCGAAGAGCUUGGUCUUGCCCCCACGUCUACUGGUUGCUACCUGCCCAAUGUAGAGUUUCCCCUGGGCGAGAUCCUGGUGAAGACAGCCAUGAGCUCCGGCGACACCUUGACCUCCACAGGGAACAAUGCUGUGGCAGUAGCCGCUAACGUGGCGGCUAGUGCGGUGGAGGCGGCUUAUGAGGAGGGCUUGGCUCGGUUGAAGGCUCGAGCGUUUGAGAGGCUCGAGCUGGACGAGAGGCUCGAGAAGUUGUCGGAGGAGGUGGAACAAAAGAUCUCGGCACGUGUUGGCCGUCUGCAGGCGGAGCUGGAGAGGAAAAGCUCGGAGCUGGAAAAGGCAAAGCUGGAGAGUGAGAGGCUCUGUCAAGAGAAACAAGACCUGGAGGACAAGGCCACAGAGCUUUCGCGGCAAGUGGACGUGUCGGUGGAGAUGCUGGCCAGCCUUAAGCAAGAUCUGGUCAAUAAGGAGCAAGAGCUCUCACACAAACAACAAGAGGUGUCCCAGAUCGAUCAGUUCCUGCAGGAAACAGCUGCGCGUGAAGCCAAUGCUAAACUGCGUCUUCAGCAGUUCAUCGAGGAGCUGUUGGACCGGGCCGACCGUGCUGAAAAACAGCUCCAGAUUAUCAGCAGCUGUGCCACCACCCCCAACGGCAGCCUGGGACAUUGCAGUCUGCAAGGAUCCAAACAUAAUGGACGACAGAGAAAUUCCAGUAUCUCUGGGCCAUCCAGGGGAAUGUACCAAGUGUCCGAUCGACGUUCCUCCCCCAGCACUGCUGCAUCGGGACGAGGAAAGUCUGUGUCCCAGGGUUCAGGAGGUUACGACAGUGACAGUGUGGACCUCCAUGCUUUGGAGGACUGCCCCGAUGCUCAAUACUACCACGUCCAGUGCCGACUCGGGGAGGGAGGCGGAGGAGGAGCAUACGAAAGGACAGGUGCUUCCCGGAGCUGGGGUCUCCGCAAACAGGCCAUCCAGAACUGGCAGCGUCGGCCAUACCGGAACAGCACGGAGGGAGAGGAGGGUGACGUGUCUGACGUAGGAUCCCGCACCACAGAGUCUGAGGCUGAAAUGUGGGAGCAAGACAGGAGAGCAGAGCACGGGGGUAACCGUGGAGGAUACAGACUAGCUACAGGUCGCUCUGAAGGGGGAUACAAGCACUGCCGCCAUGAGAAAAGCCCCUCUAAAUUCAACGAGGUGAUCAGUCCUGAGGUGCUGAAGAUGCGUGCCGCUCUCUUCUGUAUCUUUACCUACCUGGAUACGAAGACACUCCUGCGGACGGCCGAGGUGUGCCGGGAUUGGAAGUUUGUGGCUCGUCACCCAGCGGUUUGGACCAGAGUUCUGCUGGAGAACGCUCGCAUCUCCUCAAAGUUCUUGAGCACUGUGUCUCAGUGGUGCACACAGACGCAUUCCCUCAUCCUCCAGAACCUCAAACCCCGGCAGAGGGGGAAAAAGGAAACAAAGGAGGAAUAUCUGAAGAGCACACGUGGCUGUCUUGAGGAGGGUUUGGAGGCUUUGUUGAAAGCUACCGGCAGUAAUCUGCUCAUCCUGAAGGUGUCUCAUUGUCCAAAUCUGUUGACUGAUCGCUCUCUGUGGCUGGCGAGCUGUUAUUGCAGGGCACUACAGGCUGUCACAUACAGGAGUGCGACAGACCCUGUUGGACAGGAGGUUAUCUGGGCAUUAGGAGCUGGUUGCAGAGACAUCAUCUCACUACAGGUGGCGCCUUUGCAUCCAUGUCAGCAGCCAGCACGCUUCAGUAACAGGUGCUUGCAGACCAUUGGCAGAUGCUGGCCACACCUGCGAGCUUUGGGUGUGGGCGGCGCUGGCUGUGGCAUACAGGGAUUGGCUUCUUUGGCAAGGAACUGCAUGCGGCUGCAGGUGCUUGAGUUGGACCACGUCAGUGAGAUAAAUCAGGAAGUGGCUGCUGAGAUGUGCCGAGAGGGACUGAAGGGUCUGGAGAUGCUUGUGCUCACCUCCACACCUGUUACUCCUAAAGCCCUGCUUCACUUCAAUAGUGUGUGUCGUAACCUGAAAUCUAUUGUAGUCCAGAUCGGUAUAGAAGAUUACUUUGAAGACCCCAACAGCCCUGAGGCCAGAAAACUCUUUGACGAAAUGGUGAACAAGCUGCAGGCACUCAAGAAAAGACCUGGUUUCUCCAAAAUCCUCCAUGUGAAAGCAGAUGGCUUAUGCUAACUCUGCUGUGCGAGGCCAGAGCCACACAAAGGUUCACCGAAUAUUUCAACCUGAUCAAGUGGAAGAAUCAAACACUUCUGCUUCAGUUUGAACUCUAAACACCAGUCUGCCACACCAAGACGGGCACCAUCUGUUAGCUUUGACACAACGCAACUAAAUAGUGGAGAUUAUAAAGAUAAUAACAACCUCUACGAGAAGGCAUGAUUACUUGCCUUGGAUCCCGUUCCAACAGUCAGACCCAACUCAAAACCAGUUACGAUUACAGACUAAGGAUUUUUCUCCUACUUGCCAAACGCACUAAACUUGGGAAAAUGAGAUCUCGGAGAACAUGGCGUCUCUCUUCAGAGCACAGAGCUGCAGGAGGGAACAGUCCUAUAUUCCAGAUUGACCUGAAACAUACAAUCAAUGUGAAAUCCAAACAGCACAAAUUUAAAAUGCACAUGGGUAAGUUAUUAAUGGGGGAGUGUGUGUUUGCGUGAUCAGCUCGAUUGCUUCCCCGGCGUUCAGCAAAGAGACGCAUUAGUUCAUUAGUCGCCUGGAUGCUUCGGCCAGCCAUAUUUCUUGGACAGUUUCAACAUAACAUGAUCACCAGCUUCAAACAUGGCUUACCGAGACCCUUCCUUAGGGGAUGCCAUGUCUCCAUAGAAACUACUAUUACUCGCAGCUAUCUUGUGUCCAUAAGUACGAGUUCAGACCAAACGAAGAAGUCAAUAAACGCAAGCUCCCUCCAGUCCUUUAGCCGUAUUUCCAUGACCAGUCCAAUUAUUUCUCAUCAUUGGACUGUUGGUCCAGACUGAUUUCCAAUGCAUUCUCCAUAAUGUGCCAUCCAUAGCUUUGACAUUUUGUUUUUGAGUCAUUCCCAAUGUGCCAUUAGUGAAUCAGUGGAGCCUAAAAGGCUUAAGUCAUACCCUACAAGGUCUGCACUUAUCUAAAGGGAAUUGGAGAGCAAAUUUGUGUAGAGAGGUAUUAGAGACAUGCUCAUGGUGCUGUCGCCCCAAUCUACAGUACACUUACUGUUUCACCUCAGAUGUCAACGUCUCCAUCUCUUACUGUUCAAACUUCUGCUGAAAUUUUAUUGAACUCAGGCUGGUGGGACUGAAUAGAUCACUUCCCCAUCUGCUCUGUUGAUUUCAGAUGGUACUGUCCAUGUUCUAAAGGUAGACACCACUGAAUGGAGAAUUCGGAUUCUGAGUUCUGAAUGUAGACACUGCACCGUUGUAUAGAAGGGGUGAAAACAAAUAUAUGCAGGUGUCACUUCAAAGAAUCUAUAAGAACUGCACUGUGGAAAUGUGUGGGUUAGGUUUUGGCUUUGAUUCCUUAGACCUUUAAAAUGUAAAGUACGUGAGAUUGAUAGCUGUGUUUUGUCAAGGCCAGCAUUGAGAAGUUAACAUUUUAGUUUUUCAAAAAGAAAAGGUUUAUUCCCAGUUAUGUUGCUUUGUGCACUUUUGAGUAGAUCGCAUGACAUGCCAGGUUUUGCUUUCUGUUGGAAUAUUCAUCUUCAUGGUUAGGAAAGUCUGGAAAUGAAUGUUAGAGCACUUAAAUGGUUUUAGCUAGAAGUCAAUCAUACAAAGAAACUAGAAUAUGCCAUUCUCAUCAAGUUUCAAAAAAAAAAAAAACAUGCUGAUGCAAUAAUACUGAUGCAAGUAAUGGUCUUGACCACUCUGGGUGCUGUACCACUUACCCAUCAAGCAUUUCUGCUCCCCUUGGCCAGCCUCCGAGCUGAAAUCACACGGUCUAAACGGUCUACUCUAAGUGCUUUAGUCAAGGCGAGCACUUCUACGGUGCAAUGUUCUACUUCCUGUCUUAAAACGCAUUACAGGGCUUGAAUUAGCAUGAGAGGAGUAUUCACAUGAACUACCUGAGGUUACUUCAGGAUGGCUGUUCAAAAAGAGGCAAUGGAAAAUGCAAGACCAUCUUCAAGAAAGAAGUUGCAGAGGUGGAAUAGGGCAACUUACCCACAACUCCACACAAUGACUUUUCGAGUGUGCUGGCACUCUUG
Molecule: messenger RNA, 4820 nt
Organism: Pimephales promelas (fathead minnow)
Lineage: Eukaryota; Metazoa; Chordata; Actinopteri; Cypriniformes; Leuciscidae
Gene: fbxo41
Product: F-box protein 41
Molecular function (GO): protein binding
Source: RefSeq, a predicted model, not a curated record